This is a messenger RNA of Triticum aestivum (bread wheat), 870 nucleotides long. RefSeq lists its product as uncharacterized. NCBI's taxonomy places the organism in Eukaryota, Viridiplantae, Streptophyta, Magnoliopsida, Poales, Poaceae. The record is from RefSeq and is a predicted model, not a curated record. Bases 78 to 608 code for a protein of 176 amino acids. The transcript is spliced from 3 exons.
GAGGAACCCUAGCCUAUAUCAGAGAAGAAGAACAGGUGCACGCCGCAAAUUCCGUGCUAUUUCGCAGGCGACUACCGAUGGCGGCGCUUCGAGUCGCGGCGAGGAGGCUCGUCGGCGGUGGCCAGACGCCGGCGGUGGCUGUGGAGAAGGCUCAACGCCGGCUCUUCCCGAGGCUCUCCGAGGUCGACCGGGCUAGGUCGACCACGUCCUCCGCUUCUGCUGCCGCGGACACCAAUGUGACGGCGGCCAAGGGCGGUGAAGAUCGGGAGAAACUCCUGACAGAGAUCCAUAACAUGAGAGAGGAGUUGUACGAUAAGGUUUUGCACGCGCAAAGGACCUACAAUAUCCCUGGCAGGGCAGGCAAAAAUUUCAGUCGGCUGCGCGAGGAGCUCGCCAUGCAAGUGGAUCCUAGACCCUGGGACACCACAUGGCGCCACACGCGAUUGCUAAAUGUACUUGAGCGUUGCAUCGGAUUUGCGGCUUUGUCCUUCAGCUCGUAUGUGCUCAUAGGCAUGGCCGUUGGUAAGAUCGUUGAAUUGGAUCCAGAUGAAAAGCAAUUAAUCAAGAAGAAAAGAGGGGAGGCACACAAGCAAAGUGAAACGAAAUGAUUGAGAGCCAUGUUUAUGAACGACACAGGUCCAAUAAAAGGUUGUUAGUGUGCGAAAAAUGCUAGUAAUGGAGGCCACGCUACAGGCAGGCCCACACAUGCAAAGCACCUGGGCAUCUUACAUGCAUCUGACAUGAACGCACAACAUCGGUCGCUGUAGAACUCCUGAUCCAUGCGUGUGGAGACUUUACGUACCUGUGCAUGCACUACUAGAAAAAAGGUCAUUUGUCCCGGUUCAUAAGGCCCGUUUGUCCCGAUUCGGG